AUGGGGUUUCUACAAACAUUCCUCCCGGCAAAUGAUCGCUAUGCCGCACUCCUACUCUACGGAAUGGUCUUUUCAACUUGCUUUAAUGGUUAUGAUGCGGGUAUCAUGACGGUUAUUUUGGCAGAUCCACAGUUUACGAAAUAUUAUGCGGUGGAUGCUACGAGACAGGGGGUUAUUGCUACGAUUCCUUGGGCUACUACUGGGUUUGCUCAAUUAUGUAUUGGAGGUCCAUUAGCAAGUUGGGUUGGUAGACUUUGGGCAUUGAGAAUUUCAAUCAGUAUUAUGAUUAUCGGGAUUAUCAUCCAAGUCGUCCCCAACACCUACAGCGUCCUAAUUCUCGGUCGUCUAAUAACCGGCCUCGGCUUCGGCUGCGUCUACAUAGCCACCAAUCUCUACGUCGCCGAAUGUGCGCCUCGCAGCCUGCGCGGAUCCUUCGUAGGAACCGUCUCGCAAUUCGGCUAUCAACUCGGAACCUUCAUAGCCUUCUGGACCGGCUACGGAAUGUCCUUCCACAUCACCCCCUUCAACAUCGCGUGGCGCGUCUCCAACGUCAUCCAGGUACCCAUCGGCGUCAUGUUCCUCAUCCUCUCCUUCUGGUACCCGGAAUCUCCCCGCUGGCUCUUGGAGAAAUAUCCCGAGACCCCCGAACUUUCCCUCUCGAUCCUCGCUAAAUUACGAUCUGGCAUCGUUACAGACGACCACGUGCGUCUUGAAUUUCACGAACUCGUUUCCUCGCACGAAUACCGCAAGAAUUUCAAAACAGGCUACGUGGGUCUCCUAUCCUCGGCCGGUAUGCGUAAACGUCUCGCGUACGGUAUCUAUGUCAUGGCACUGCAGCAAUUUGGUGGGAUAGCCGCACUCACCAUGUACGCGGCCAUUAUCUACAAAUCGCUAGGCUGGGACGCAGGUCAUCAGGCGCUAGCUAUUAAUGGCAUACAGGCAGCGUUACAACUAGUGAUUGUGCUUGUGAAUACCUUUACGGUGGAUAGAUUUGGGAGGAAAAGUUUAUUGAUAGCGGGGUUUGGCAUUCAGAGUUUCGCGUUGUUGGUGCUAAGUAGUUUGACGACGAAGUAUCCGGAUAAUACAAAUCAGAGGGCGGCGGUGGCGGAGGUGACGAUGUUGUUUAUUGUGGGUUUGACUUAG
Molecule: messenger RNA, 1143 nt
Organism: Sclerotinia borealis F-4128
Lineage: Eukaryota; Fungi; Ascomycota; Leotiomycetes; Helotiales; Sclerotiniaceae
Source: the annotation of a GenBank genome assembly